AUGACUGUGGGAGAAUAUGCAGCUAAGUUCCAGGAGCUGAUGAAGCACUGGCCUCAUUAUCAGCAUGGUGUUGGAGAGGAGGAUCUGUGUGCUCAGUUUGAGCAUGGAUUGAGGCUGGACAUCCGAGCUGUGGUCAGUGUGUUUCAGCUGACAGACUUGCCCACCCUGGUGAGCAAGAGCAGAAUUUUUGAAGCUAACUCAAGAGGGAAGACGGUGGACACUAGGGGAGUCAGCCCAGUGAGACAAGAUAGAAGAACCCCUAGGUUCUCAAGGGGACCGUAUUCAGUUUCAAACAGCUCUAAGUCUCAAGGAAGUUCAUCUCAAGAGAAGAGCAGUGAGAGUGGUUCAGGAUCAAGCUCUUUCAGAGGGCCGCUUAAGUGCUUCAGGUGUGGAGGGCCACACAUGGUGAGGGACUGCAGGAAGUCGGGGCACACUGCUGAUGUGUGUUGGGCCGCCAAGAGGAGUGGCAGUACUAGUACAGCUCAAAGGCCUGAGUCAAGAGGGAGCACGGGGCUGAAGUCGAGCAUCCCCAGGAGAGUCUUUGCUAUGAGUGGGGCAGAGGCUUCACAGUCAAAGGGACUGAUUCAAGGUAAAUGUGUAAUUAAAAGUAGAUUACUUGAUAUGUUGUUUGACUCAAGUGCUAUGCACUCUUUUGUGUCUGUGGCCCGUGUGAGAAGUUUGAAUCUGUAUGUAGCUAAAUUGCCAUGUAAUGUGGUGGUGACUACCCCUACGGGUAAGCCGGUUGUGACGUCAUAG
Abrus precatorius (Indian licorice) is the source of this 756-nucleotide messenger RNA. RefSeq lists its product as uncharacterized. The coding region runs from base 1 to 756 and encodes 251 amino acids. The transcript has a single exon. The record is from RefSeq and is a predicted model, not a curated record. Lineage: Eukaryota; Viridiplantae; Streptophyta; Magnoliopsida; Fabales; Fabaceae.